UACGUAAGCCACUGCCCCGGAAGCGAUUGCCGCAGCAUUAGGUGUGCCUGAAGGACAGCAGCGGGCAGUAUGUUCCUGACGGUGGCGGCUCUGGCCAAGAAGAAAUCAAAGUACAUUCUUGUGAGGAUGGUCAGUGAGGCGGGGACAGGCUUCUCUUUCAACACCAGGAGACUCCGACUGGAGGAUAAACUGACUCUGCUGAGAUACGAUCCCUCCGUGAAAAAACAAGUCCUCUUCAAAGAGAAGAAAAAAAUCCGCUCCAUCUGAACAGUGACUUCUAAAUGGACUUGAUUUAUUCACAAGGAGGACUAUGUGGAGGAGGGGGGGGGGCAUUGCUAAUUCAGAAAUCCUGCAGCCUGUGCUAAAAAAGAGAGGAAGUGGACUGGGACUGCCAUCUCCUGUGAUUUGAAGGCCAUUGUGAAUAAGAACAAUGUAGACAGACAACAUUCCUAGUGUCUACGUAGAUCAUCACAUCAACAUUUAUUUAUCUUUUGAGUUAUUUUUAUAGUCCUUGAUUAUAAAAGAGAAAAAGACAAAAAUUAAAUAGAUUCCAUUGUC
Molecule: messenger RNA, 558 nt
Organism: Gavialis gangeticus (Gharial)
Lineage: Eukaryota; Metazoa; Chordata; Crocodylia; Gavialidae
Gene: MRPL33
Product: mitochondrial ribosomal protein L33
Exons: 4
Coding region: 70-267 (65 amino acids)
Biological process (GO): translation
Cellular component (GO): mitochondrion; ribosome
Molecular function (GO): structural constituent of ribosome
Source: RefSeq, a predicted model, not a curated record